UUGGAGCGCUCACCAGCCACUUCCACCCGAUUCCCCCCCCCUCUGAAAACACAAAUAAGAGUGUAACUUCCCGGAGGCUGCGGUUUAAAUCAUGGCCCCUGCGAUCCGGGCCAAGGGGAGAGAGAUGCCUGGUUACGCUAAAUAAGCCGCGGAGAUGUCCCCGAGUGGGUUGGAAAUACUUUGGCCAUAGCGCGGAGAGGAGAUCCGAGGAGGACCAGCUCUGCCACGUUUGGGCCACCGAGAGAGCAGCUCGCCUGACCUAGCACAUUGGCAAUUCUCAAUCCAUGAGAGGUCCUUCCCUCGUGUGAUCACUGACAGUAAAGAAGAGAAACAGAACACCCAGAUGCUUAAGGAAGAUUUCUAUUCUGGGCUGGAGGAACAGAACUUGUAAAACAAAUACCACUUGCUGUGCCAUAGCACAUGGAUUUCAGGACCUCCUGUGAAGAGACAAAGACAGGGAUUUGUUUGCUGCAGGAUGGUAAUCAGGAGCCUUUCAAAGUGCGACUGCACUUAGCCAAAGAUAUUUUGAUGAUCCAGGAGCAGGAUGUGAUCUGUGUGUCUGGUGAGCCUUUCUAUUCUGGUGAAAGAACGGUAACAAUUAGAAGACAAACUGUAGGAGGAUUUGGAUUAAGUAUAAAGGGUGGAGCAGAACAUAAUAUUCCUGUGGUCAUUUCCAAAAUUUCCAAAGAACAAAGAGCUGAACUCUCAGGUUUGCUCUUUAUAGGAGACGCAAUUCUACAGAUUAAUGGAAUUAAUGUAAGAAAAUGCAGGCAUGAAGAAGUGGUUCAGGUUCUUCGCAAUGCAGGAGAAGAAGUGACCCUAACAGUGUCCUUUCUGAAAAGAGCACCUGCUUUUCUCAAAUUGCCACUGAAUGAAGAUUGUGCAUGUGUCCCUAGUGAUCAAAGCAGUGGCACAUCAUCUCCCCUCUGUGACAGUGGUUUGCAUCUCAACUACCAUCCCAACAAUACGGAUACCUUAUCAUGUUCCUCAUGGCCAACAUCACCAGGACUUAGAUGGGAGAAGAGAUGGUGUGAUCUCCGAUUAAUCCCGCUCCUUCAUUCCCGUUUUUCCCAAUAUCUCCCAGGAUCAGAUCUGUGCAGGCAAAACGCAUUCCAAGUAAUUGCUGUGGAUGGAGUUUGUAGUGGAAUAAUUCAGUCUCUUUCUGCUGAAGACUGUAUGGACUGGCUACAAGCAAUAGCAACUAACAUUUCCAACCUCACAAAGCACAAUAUAAAGAAAAUCAACAGGAAUUUUCCUGUAAACCAGCAGAUAGUCUAUAUGGGCUGGACCGAAGAACGGGAACAAGACUCCCUUCAGGACCGAAUGUACACACCAAAGUUUCUAGCACUGAGGGGUUCCUCUCUUUACAAAUUUAUAGCACCUCCAGUCACCACAUGGGAUUGGACACGAGCUGAAAAAACAUUUUCAGUUUAUGAAAUUAUGUGCAAAAUUCUCAAGGACAGUGAUCUCUUGGAUCGUCGGAAACACUGCUUCGGUGUCCAAUCGGAAUCUGGAGAAGACCUCUACUUUUCUGUGGAGUUAGAAUGUGACCUAACCCUAUGGGAAAAAGCCUUCCAAACAGCAACUUUUUUAGAAGUUGAACGAAUUCAGUGCAAGACAUAUGCCUGUGUUUUGGAAAGUCAUCUUAUGGGGCUUACCAUCGACUUUGGCAUGGGCUUUGUCUGUUUUGAUGCUGCCACAAAGGCUGUGCUUUGGAGGUACAAGUUUUCCCAGCUUAAAGGGUCUUCGGAUGAUGGCAAGAGCAAAAUCAAAUUUUUGUUCCAAAAUCCAGAUACAAAGCAGAUUGAAGCAAAGGAAUUGGAAUUUUCCAAUCUGUUUGCAGUCCUACACUGCAUCCACUCAUUCUUUGCUGCUAAAGUGGCUUGUUUGGACCCAUUGUAUGUAGGCAGUCAAGCCACCACAUCUGCUGUUGCAACAACUUCUGGAACUGGAAAAUUAAAGUAUACUACUUGACAACUUGCAUUUCAGCACUGCCACUUACCAACAGUACAUAAUGAUGUAUAAAAUAUUAAUCAAAUUUAGACCUUUGGGGAACUGCGAACCUGGAAACCAAUCCAAAAGGCAAGUCAUGCUGCAGUUUCAGCAGAAAAAUGGUCACACGGGAUCGUACAUUCAUCUCUGUUCUGCAACUUCAGUAAAUAAUCCUAGCUGAAACCCUGGAAUAGAAUGGAUAUGCUUUUAGUAUGAUCUAUUUGUACUACAUAGUGCUUUAAGUAACACUGGAGGCAAAACAAAAAAAAUGACACAGUUGAAGCACUUAAGUAUUUAAUAAAAUUUUCAGCUGUCUGUAAUAAUACACAACUAGGAUUGUCAUUUACUUGUUUUCAGAUGUUUUUAUAUGACAACAUACAAAGCUCUAUGAACUUAGGGCAAUAUCAUAAUAUUAAAAAUGACAUUACAAUAAGCAAGAGGCAUAUAGUUUGUGACAACAAGGAGAUAAGCAUGAAAAGGCAUUUGUGUAAGUAUCUCCUCAAAGAAGAAAGCACUUUAAACACUUGUAAAUUCAUUGUUUUCCUUUAUGGAAACAUGCUAUUGUUGUUUAUUUUGUUGUCAUUCUGUUCUACUAGUAAUGAUAAAGUUAUAGCCAUAUUGAUCUAGCACAUAAAGACAAAUAGAGUGGAAAAACUUUUCCAGGCACAGGACAUCUUUGAGUCAAAAUAGGUAGGAUAUGAAUUUGAUUUCAAUUAUAAAUUAAGUACAAGCUAUGAUAGAUCUGAUUCUUUUGUUCAUUCUUCCAUUUUAAAGGGAAGUAGGUCUUGUAAUCUAAUGGUACUUAUACACGAAACCCAAGCAUUGAAUUUUAUUUCAGACAUUGUACACUUGUGCAUUGUUCAGUAUGCAAUGUUGAUUUCAUAUAACAAGCCAGGACUCGAGAACUCUGUUCCACUCAGGAUCUUAAUAAAACAGGCACUAAGAGUUACACUAGAAAAAUGAUUUCACGCCUUGAAUUCUUAUCAAUUUCAAAUACAUUAUUCCUAUUUUUGUAAUUUAAGAUGGGAACAAAUUAAAUAACUGAAAAGGUAGAAUAAUUGACAUAAUUCACAAUAACUUUCUCUAUUAAAAUAUGAAAUUAUCUAGGACCACGUAUUGUAUUCUAAGAACUUCAUUUCAUAUGCAUGUAAAGUUCAAGAAGUAAAUUUGGAACUACUGUCCAUGUAUCCAAAGAUACAUUACUUGAAUAGCAUUUUUGCAAAUGACUGCAAUUUUGAACCAGCAGAUAUAUCUCUGAACAUGAUCAAAUGUUGGGAAUAUGCAGAAGCGAUGAGGAGUCCUGUGGCACCUUAUAGACUAACUGAAGUGUAGGAGCAUAAGCUUUCGUGG
Pelodiscus sinensis (Chinese soft-shelled turtle) is the source of this 3342-nucleotide messenger RNA. RefSeq names its product syntrophin gamma 1 (gene SNTG1). Gene Ontology annotation, molecular function: structural molecule activity; protein binding. The record is from RefSeq and is a predicted model, not a curated record. Lineage: Eukaryota; Metazoa; Chordata; Testudines; Trionychidae. Gene Ontology annotation, cellular component: dystrophin-associated glycoprotein complex; intracellular anatomical structure.